Molecule: messenger RNA, 726 nt
Organism: Solanum stenotomum
Lineage: Eukaryota; Viridiplantae; Streptophyta; Magnoliopsida; Solanales; Solanaceae
Exons: 2
Coding region: 1-726 (241 amino acids)
Source: RefSeq, a predicted model, not a curated record
AUGGACCAUAUUGAAAGAGAGUUGGUUGUGGUUACUCGUGGCGGUAAGGUGGCGAUAGGGGAUAUGAUGGAAGAUGAGGAUACUCAAAAACAUGAAGAGUUUCAAGGAGUGGAGGAACGAGAUUUGCUUAUUCAGCAAGGCCUUACUAAAGAACCACAGGAGGAAGCAGAUCAACAAGUUCAAAGCUUAUCAAUCAACAUUCCUUUGGUAGAAGCAUUGUUGGAAAUGCCGGGAUACGCCAAAUUCAUGAAAGAAUUGGUUACAAAGAAAGGGAACUUGGAAUAUGAAACCAUAGAGGUGCCCCAUAGUUGCAGUGCAAUUAUGACAAAUGAUUCAAUCACUGAGAGAGAAGAUCCUGGAGCAUUCACAAUCCCGUGCACAAUUGGCAUGCUCCAAUUUGCUAAAGCCUUGUGGGACUUACGGGCAAGUAUCAACUUGAUGCCCUAUGCAAUAAACAAGAAACUUGGUUUGGGUGAACCAAAGGCAACCACAAUGAGACUCCUCAUGGCUAAUAGAUCAAUCAAGCACCCAGUCAGAAUACUCUAUGACAUAUUAGUAAAAGUGGAUCGGUUUAUCUUUUCGGUUGAUUUUGUGAUUCUAGACUGUGAGAUCGAUGCUGAAAUUUCCAUUAUUUUGGGAAGGCCUUUCUUAGCUACAGGGAGAGCGCUAGUGGAUGUUGAAUGCGGGAAAUUGACGUUCUGUGUGAAUGAUGAUGAGGUGACCUGA